Messenger RNA from Aspergillus viridinutans, 2913 nucleotides. RefSeq lists its product as uncharacterized. The coding region runs from base 1 to 2913 and encodes 970 amino acids. The record is from RefSeq and is a predicted model, not a curated record. Gene Ontology annotation, molecular function: pectinesterase activity. Gene Ontology annotation, biological process: cell wall modification. NCBI's taxonomy places the organism in Eukaryota, Fungi, Ascomycota, Eurotiomycetes, Eurotiales, Aspergillaceae. The transcript has a single exon.
AUGAAGCUAUCUGCCAGGCUGAAGAAGAUGGUGCGUGAGGUGCUAAGCUUGAUUUGGAAGCAUAGGCGAGAGAGUAACAUUCACACAAUCGAUUUCAUCUGGGGCUACUCCAAGGCCUACUUCAAGGGAUGCACCAUUGGGGCCAAAAGAGCCAAAUCUGCCAUUACGGCGCAAAGCCGAGCAUCCUCUUCUGCUGUCGGUGGGUACAUAUUCGAUGAGUGCACAUUCGAGGCCGCUCCGGAUGCAACGGUCGAUCUGACCAAGAGCGUGUAUCUCGGUCGUCCGUACUCCGCCUAUGCCCUGGUGGUCGUCAAGAAUUCGUUCUUGAGUGAUGUUAUCCAACCCUCUGGAUGGAAGAUCUGGAGUACCACUGACCCCCGUACGGACCACAUCACGUUCGCCGAGUUCAACAAUUCAGGGCCGGGUAAUUGGGAGAAUAAUGCAGUCGCUCGACAGGCUUUUGGCAAUUGUACUCUACUUACCUCGGACACUUAUACACUUGAGGCAGUCAUGGGAUCGACUGACUGGAUUGAUCUGACAUACUGGGGCUCUGUUACCAUCCCAACCGGGACCCCGACCACUACGGCUACACCGACCGCUACUCCUACUGCUAUCCCAGCAGCGUAUGGUGGAACUGUUCCUCCUGCUGGAGCGUACAUCGUGUCGAAGACGGCGAUUGAAAAUGUGACUACUUACGACACUAUCCAGAGUGCGCUCAAUGCCCUGCCCACCUCCAGUAAAGUGACACCCACGGUAUUCAUCUACCCGGGUGUCUACGAGGAGCAGCUUGUGCUCAAUCGUUCCGGAACCACGAUUUUCAUCGGCUACUCAACCUCGACCUUCGACUACAAUAGCAACCAGGUCACUAUCCAGUACAAUGCUGGUGUCGAUACCCAGGCCGACCAGUCCAACUCGGAUAGUGCCACUGUUUAUGGCACCGGCAACUACUUCCAGGCUAUCAACAUCAACUUUGUCAACAACUUUGGCACCGCUAAGGACUAUGCAUCUCUCGGUUUUGCAGUCAAGUCAAGCAAGUAUGCUGCUUUGUACGGCUGCCAGGUGAAGGGAAACCAGGAUGCGCUCUUGAUCAAUGGAUAUUUCUUCGCUAGCAACAGCUACAUCGAGGGGAACAUCGAUAUGAUCUGGGGAUCGGGAGCUGGCUAUUUCCUCAAGUCGACUAUUGCGCCUAACGAAGAUGGCAUCAAUCUGACGGCCGAUAAGCGCUCCACGAAUACUACUGCCGCUGGGUUCGUCUUCGACCAGUGUACCAUCGUUCCCUCUACGGGUGCCGGGACAAUGUCCGAUAUCUCGCUCGGCAGGCCAUGGAACUCUUUUGCUCGGGUGGCAUACGUAGAUUCAUACCUUGACUCAUGUGUGACUGCUGCUGGAUGGGAGCGGUGGUCCUCGAGCGCUCCAAACACCGAUGGGGUGGUGUUCGGAGAAUAUGGCAACUAUGGUCCUGGCGCGUCGACUGCUCAGCGUGCAUCGUUUGCAACUCAAUUGGAUGGUAGCAGCAUUUCUCAGUUCCAGCUGUCGAGUUUCUUUGCCGUUACAUCUUGGAUUGAUUUCACCCAUGUCAGUGGAACCCCGUUCGUGCCUGGAAUUGCAAUCAGCACGAGUGCGGUUGUGAGCUCAGCUACGCCUACUUCCAGUGCCGUCGUUACACCCUCGACCGUGACAACGACAGUGACCGUGACGGAUCAGGAGACUGUGUACACGACUUUGACUUCUACCGACAAGACAUCCACGGUCAAGUAUACCGUCACCGAAGAUGUGGGUACAACUCUGACUGCGGCCGAGUCUUUCAAGACAACGACGCAGAAGACUACAAUCACAGACACUGUGAUUGUUACUGAGCCAACGGUGUGGAGCACGAAGAAGGUUGUCAUUACCAGUGAUGUCGGACUCACCAUCACACCGGCUCCAAGCACGAGUACGAGCACGCUAAAGGAAACUACCACAGUCAUUGCAACAACUACCCAGGCGCCGUCUACUGUCACCGUCAAGAGCACAUUGACCUCUGCCACAACCACCACGGUGACGGCCAAAGCAGUAACGACAACAUCAACGGCAGUGACCACAACGACUACUGUCACGACCUCCACUCCGGGAACAGUCAAGGUAACUUCAACCGUCACCGUCACUACGGGUACUGGCGGCACCACCACUAUCACGGCUAAGGCUAUGACAAGCACCGUCAGCGUCACCUCCACAGUCUCCAAAGCCAAGACCAUCACGACUACGAUUAGCUGUGUUCCAGCAGCAAAGAUGAAGCGGAAUGUAAUCCCUCGAGCUGCUGCCGCUGUGACAGUCACCGACUACACCACGCUCACAACAAUUGUCAAGACAUCCACCGUCAAGCUUCCUGCAUCAACCGAUACUGUCACUGUGGUGACCACUAAGACGACCGGCAAGACGACGACUAUCCCAGCGUCAGCUAGCACCAUUACCGUCCUGUCGACCGUGACCAAGGGCACGACCAGCACUAUCCCAGCGGUAACCAGCUAUGUCACGCAGACCAGCAUCUCAACCAUCGGGAAGACCACCACCCUCAAGGCCUCUACCACCACGGGGACUGUUACCUCGCUCGCAACCAAGACAUCAACUACCACAGUGGUUGGCGCCACUCAGACCGUCACCAGCAUCAAGACAACGACAAUCGAAUCGACCGUCUCGCUUCCUCGGAGCACAGUCACCGUGACCAAGUCGACCGUCUCGACGGUCCAUUCAACAGUCACGCUCGCCACUCCUACAAGCACAAUUGUAAAGACGACAACACAUAGUCUUACCCCUUCGGCGACGGUUACUUCCCGGGCCACCAGUACCAAGACGACGACGGUAAAGACGACAGUCACGCAGACGGAGACCGUGACUAAAACGUCCAAGGGGGCUGGAGCCUGCCCUACCAACUAA